Molecule: messenger RNA, 2087 nt
Organism: Neoarius graeffei (lesser salmon catfish)
Lineage: Eukaryota; Metazoa; Chordata; Actinopteri; Siluriformes; Ariidae
Gene: adck5
Product: aarF domain containing kinase 5
Exons: 15
Coding region: 307-2067 (586 amino acids)
Source: RefSeq, a predicted model, not a curated record
AUACUAGUUCCUCAUUAAAUGGUGCGAUUUAAGAAGUGAGCGCGAUUCUGUGACGCGAACUGUUUUGCUGUAAUCUUACCACAACUCAGUCUUUUUUAUGAGCUGAAGCGUGUGCGGGUCGGAGAGGGACCCCUUUCCGGAAGGACUUUUCGAGGUUCAGCUUACGGCCGGAUCACUUCCGGUCAACUUCCACCGAGGGGCGCUUUCUGCCAGGGCGCUGCGGUUCAUGGCGCACCGGCGGCGCGGUGUUUCUCAGCGGCUCACUGCAGUGGAGUGAAGUGAAGUGAAGUCGCCGUUUCACCCGGCAUGGCGGCGCAAACAUCGCGGGCGUUAUGGAUGUGUCGGCAUCACCUUGCUCUGCUGCAGAAAUAUUCAAAUCCCAGAAACACUCAACUGCUGCUGCACAAAUCCUUCAGCACACAGAGGACUGGGCGGAGUCUCCGGCCACUGAGGAAGCUGCUGAUUGGUGUGUCAGUGGGCAUUCCUGUGGUGGUGGGCAUGUGCUAUGCUCUCUCUGACCCCAAAGACAGGAGGAAGAUGAGGAUAUUAGUGGAGGGGGCAGGACGUUUCUGCAGAUCUCUGUAUAUCGGGUUUCUGAUUUCAGUAGAUUAUUGGUGGACGUCCAACGUUGUUCUGCGUGGCGUGGAUGAAGAAAAGCCGGAGUUCACAGCGGCCAUGUCUGCGUGUCACCAGCGGGCGGCGGACAGCAUGGUGGAGGGAGCAGUGAGGAACGGGGGAGUGUACAUUAAAUUGGGACAGGGCCUGUGCUCAUUUAAUCACCUCCUCCCUCCGGAGUACAUCCACACGCUGCAGGUCCUGGAGGAUAAAGCACUGAACCGCCGCUACAAAGAGGUAGACGCUCUAUUCCUAGAGGAUUUCAACUCCACGCCAGAUAAACUGUUUAAGACGUUUGACUACGAGCCUGUGGCAGCUGCUAGCUUAGCACAAGUGCACAAAGCGGAGCUGCAUGACGGGAUGCCCGUGGCCGUGAAGGUGCAGUAUAUAGACCUGAGGGAUCGCUUCGAUGGAGACAUCAGAACCUUGGAGAUCCUGCUGGAUAUAGUGAAGCUUAUGCACCCGAGCUUCGGUUUCCGCUGGGUCCUAAAGGACCUGAAGGGAACGUUGGCGCAGGAGCUGGAUUUCGAGAACGAGGGCAGGAACUCGGAGCGAUGUGCCGAAGAGCUCAAGCACUUUAAAUUCAUCGUCAUACCAAAAGUGUUCUGGGACCUGACUAGCAAGCUCUGCUCCUCACACCAGCGCGUCCUCACGGCAGAGUUCUGUGAAGGCUGCAAAAUCAACAACAUCGAGGAGAUCAAGAGGCAGGGCCUGAGUUUAAAAGAUACAGCAGAUAAAUUCAUCAGGACUUUUGCGGAACAAAUAUUUUACACCGGAUUUAUACAUGCAGACCCACAUCCUGGAAACGUGUUGGUGCGAAGAGGUCCUGAUAAAAAAGCAGAACUUGUUCUCUUAGAUCAUGGACUGUACGAACACCUCAGCAAAAGUGACCGAGCCGCUUUGUGCCAGUUGUGGCGCUCCAUUAUCCUCCGAGACAAAGCCGCCAUGAAGAGAUACUCCAAUGACCUUGGGGUCAAAGACUACUUCCUGUUCUGCGAGAUGCUCCUUCAGCGGCCCAUUAACAUGCGUGAGCUGGGUCUGGGGAACAUCCUGAGCCGCGAGGAGACGUCGUACAUGCGCGACAUGGCUGCUCAGCACUUCGAAAGCAUCAUGGACGUGCUGAAGGCUCUGCCUCGACCCAUGCUGCUCGUCUUCCGCAACAUCAACACAGUGCGCAGCAUCAACAUAGCGCUGGGAGCUCCUGUAGACCGCUACGCCCUCAUGGCCAAGAGCGCCGUGCGAGGUUGGGGUAGAGCCCGAGCAGACGAGUCGAGACUUCUGCCCCGGGCCACUCUGUUGCGCUGGAUUUGGAGUUUCUGGGAGGAUGUGAAGUUUGAAUGUGCUUUCAGGUCGGAGAUGAUGAUGAUGCGUGUGACUCGCUGUGUGCUGCAGAUUUUGUCCUACUGCGGUUUCAUCUCUCUGGAUCCGGAGGUUUAUCAGUACCUCAAAUAAACACAGACUUCAGUAACCUG